UACACUCAACCUAAUUCGUCGUACUUAUGUUCAGCACUGUAAAUGAGGAAGUCGCAAUCCAUAAUUAUGAUAUAUCAUCAUAUCAUGCACUCGAAAGGGUGGAAGAUGUUCAUGACAAUGGAUUGUCUACUUGGUGUGGUGACGUGUUUAUUAAUAAUAACAGGAUCUGUUGCUUUGGUUGUGACGAGUGGAGGACCUGUUACCACCUUCGUCGGCGGGCAAUCCGAGAUGACAUGCUCCUUCUCUCCUACCAACUCACAAGGGUCAUCAUUUGCUUGGUCUUUUGACGGUCAAAAUGGACACAGCAGUCAGAUCGGCACCUGUGACAUCACACAAUGUACGCCGGCAAAUCCAGCUCGGCACCAAUUGGUCAAAUCGGCUGAUAAUGACAUGGGUAGGAUGAAACUCAUCGUGUUUGAUACGGUUUCAUCGGAUGUUGGGAAUUACACCUGUUUGGUCUCGACCAGUGAGGAUGCUCAAUCGGCCCUGGUGAAACUCAACGUUACUGAAUGUUCUGUCCACCACCCUACCAUAGAUUGCCCCGGCGAAGUAAGUAUCAGUUCUUUCAUGGAUCUCUCAUGUUCGUACCUCACACCUGACCAGUCUCCUAGUAAGCUCACACGGAUCGCCAAUAUAUAUCUUACAGACUCUUUGGAAACUCCCUUUGCAAGCGUGCCGAACUUUGACAUUUAUGUGAACGUCAGCAGGCAGAGUAUUCCAAAUGUCACCGAGGUAGCAACCGGACUGCGACUGACGUCGAUUUGCUGUAGGAGUGAGUCCUCUCUGACAUGCAGGGCACCUGAUGGACAAAACUUAUGUUCUGACGUCUGCAUUACCAAUGUGCUGUAUCCACCUUCUGACAUCGUCUUGACACAAUCCCCACCGGAACCUUGGCAGGAAGGCUCGCAGGAUGCCUCCAUCCUCUGCCAGUCGAAUGGUUUUCCAUCACCAACCGUCGCCUGGCGGAGAGUUCUCUCGGGCGGCUUACCUGGAGAAGUCCUGGCGAACGGUACAGGGAUGUCCAGAUUGUCCUUCCCGGAGAUUCAGCGUCAUCUUGCUGGAGUGUACCGAUGUGAAGCCGAUAAUCACAUGGAGUCGAAAGAGAUAAAAACGAAAAACAUCUCGGUACAAUAUCCCCCACACAUUGAUCGCCGGGUGUCCGUCGUUCAUUCCGAUGAAGGGACCGUAGCCGUCCUAUCGUGUAUCGUCGACUCCAAUCCUUCAACGACAUCAAUGAUCACGUGGUCCACUCCUAACCAAUCACCGAUCGCUACCAAUGUGACACGACACUCUGAGACAGAACUGGAAAGCAGAUUGGUGUUUACAGAGAAGGUCCACAGGGGUGUCUAUGGAAACUAUACUUGUACCGCCAUCAAUGCACUAGGGAGAGAUUCGUUUGUAAUUCAGCUGACUGGAUACUGUUAUCCUGAUCCUCCGUACAACUUGCGAGUUGUCAGCUUCUCGGAUACGUCUCUCACUCUCUCCUGGAGUCCGGGCCAAGAUGGCGGCUUGCCGGUGACGUUCGUCUUUUCUUAUUGUGUCAACGUCACCCAGACGGAAAGGUGUCGCAAAGAGCAGGGUGUAACGGAUCAGCAGUUCACACUCGAUGGCCUUAACAACUAUACUAUUUACAGAAUUACCGUCCUCGCAGAAAAUGACAUCGGGAGCAGUGGAAAUGUUGACAUCUUUGCAUCUACUGCUCCGGGGACUGUGGAUGAUAUUGGUAUAAGUGCAACAUAUGAGAUGAAAUCGGGAAGACUCGACAUUUCUUCGACUGACAGUGAUACAAGCGACCUUUGCAUCCAUGCUGAGUAUCAUGUUGGAGGGUUGCGUAAUAGGAAUGAGACGUGUUUACUUCCGGGUCAGACGGUGUACAUCCGGAAUGGCGCCAGAGAGCAUCAGCUUUGGCUGGUUGUAUGUGGGCGUGGCGUGUGCAGCGCUUCAUCUCGUGUGAAGUACCUGGAGAACAGCGAUGAAAGAUGGAGUCUGCUUUUCAUCUUGGUUAUUACACUGGGCGGAUGUCUGGGAGUCACUGUGUUAGUCCUUCUCUUCUUCGGCUCGUAUCGCUUAAUAUCCCAAGAAAGACGAUCAUGGAAUUCUUUGGACUCAGACGGCAUGUCGACUAUUCAACGUGCUCUUCCCAUUCCCCCAGCAUGCGCCCUUGCGAUAGGAAUUGGGUCCUCGUCUCUCAGAAAGGAUGAUGACACGGAAAUUAACUAUGAUGCGAUAGAGAACAUCAAGGGUAAGGAGAUAAGUGAUAACCAGCGUAACGCAAGCAUAAAUGCCUCGAAGAACACCACCACUCAAUCAACAACGAAGUCCCCUCAAGACGAUGUGUUUCCUCGUACACUAGACGGCUACAUGAAGAUGGAUGCAGGCAAGACUACCAUUCCUCAAGACCAAGGCACAUACACCACUCAAUUGCAUUCUGGACUUAACGCAGGAAAGGAACCAGAGGCAUUUCCCUACGGAUACAAAAUCGACCAGAGUUCCGUGACGAGCAUGAUUUUCAAGGAUGUUGACCUGCCUCGCAUCGAGGUCAACAAUGAUACCUACGCUGUCGCCGAACGCAACAAGGAAACGGUUUCUGACUACAUGGUACCGACCAGUCCAGGGUGUGAUGUUCAAGACACUGCAAUGUGAUAUUGUUAAAAACCCCUUCCAAGUCAACUGCUUCUCAUCCACACCGGACGCUUCCAUAUUCCGUAAGGUUUAAAAGACAGUUAACGCGAUUUAUAUGAGCACCUCUACCAGCUUUGUACAAAAAUAUUAGACAACACACUUUCAUUUUGUGAGAUAAAAAGUCACCGGUGUUGUGAAAGGCCAGGGCGAGUCGGUCAUCUUCACUCAUAAUUAUAUUCUAGGACACAUUCCAUAGCUUUGCGGUAUCUUAUUUAAUUCAUUUAUUUCGUUUUAUUUCAACAGAGUAGCCCAAUCAGUAGUUAAAAUACUGUUAUACUUGGGGGUCCUGCACAACAUAAAAAAUAUAUUAAGAAAUACAUAUGUAUGAAAACAUCAUUACAUGGUUUCUGUGUCAAUUAGUUUGAUAAAUUCAGUUUAAAACAUUAUUAAUUUGUAUAUACCAUAUAUUUCAAUAUCUGGUUGAUGAACAAGUGGAAUGAACACACAUAUUGAAUGUGCCCUUUAAAUUGUUUGGUACCCAAAAAGUCAAAAGUGGUCUAAAAAUUAACGACCGCUAAGUGUUUCUUGUAUAAAAAUUAAUCUUCGCGUAAUUCAUUUAGUGUAAGUUAAUCAAACAACAACAUGUGUCAUAAAUAAGGGUCCUCCAACGUGUCUACAUGGUAUGAAACAUCUAUGGGUACAUGAAUACAAUUUAGGGAAAUGGCUUGACACCAAGCUGUUCAAGAAAAAUGCAAAAACGUUUUGAAUACUUAAUCGAAAUACUGACGAAAGAUGAAAUGCAGCCUAGGGCUGUACAAAUUAGGAAAAAUGUUUCUUUGUUAGUAUUACAGUACUGUAUAGUCUUUGGGAGUGGUGUUCAAAUUUAAGCAAUCUCAUAAUUCUUUUUCUUUUUUGUAUGCUGGUACAUCAACUUAUAAAUAGCGCACGAAAUAUACUGAUAUAUAUUCGGAAGCACUGGUUAAAAGUAUUUGAAAGAGUUUUCUCUUGGAAUGUUAUGAACUGCAAUAUCUUCUAUAUACAUUUUGCACUGAUUUAAUAUUUCGAUGGUUGUCGAUUAUUACUCACACAUGUAAAUAAUCAUUUUAAAUUUUGAAGCGAUAUAAUGCAAACCAAAUAAGCUAGGUGUAUUAGAUUCAUUAAGGCUGAACUACGUUAUAUGAUGUUUAAUUAUUUGAAAUAAAAAUUACGGGAUUUCAGAUUAAUGACAAUAUAGUGUCGAUUUUCUAGCAAAAAAGGCAUAAACAAAGACAGAACAAAUAAAUCAAACACACUUAAAUAUAUCGAGACAGCACAAGAAAAAAAAUAUCCUCGUUGCUUUAAUUAUGCGCAUCCAAGAACUUUUAUGAACCUUCUUUCAAAUUUUAACAAGAUGGUUAUAAGAAAGACAUGUUUUGGAGAAAAAAAAGAUUGGUAUUGUAAAUUUAAAUAUGUGGGAUCCUAUUGUCAUGGUUUUUUGGUUCAAGCUAGAGUCUAGUUCAAUGCUUCAUUAUAAUGUUUUUCAAGAAAUGAAGCAUCUUUCUAAAAAUUAAAUGUUACCACUUGUUUUAUAUUGUGUGCUUAAACUACUUUCGUCAUCGCCCUACCAAAUUUCAAUCAUAUUGUCUUACUAUUAUUUAUUUGUGUAAUGUAUAUAAA
Strongylocentrotus purpuratus (purple sea urchin) is the source of this 4278-nucleotide messenger RNA. RefSeq lists its product as uncharacterized. NCBI's taxonomy places the organism in Eukaryota, Metazoa, Echinodermata, Echinoidea, Camarodonta, Strongylocentrotidae. Bases 43 to 2643 code for a protein of 866 amino acids. The record is from RefSeq and is a predicted model, not a curated record. Gene Ontology annotation, molecular function: protein binding. The transcript has 11 exons.